Messenger RNA from Habropoda laboriosa, 555 nucleotides. It is a transcript of the gene RpI12, whose product is annotated as DNA-directed RNA polymerase I subunit RPA12. Gene Ontology annotation, molecular function: nucleic acid binding; DNA-directed RNA polymerase activity; zinc ion binding. NCBI's taxonomy places the organism in Eukaryota, Metazoa, Arthropoda, Insecta, Hymenoptera, Apidae. Gene Ontology annotation, biological process: termination of RNA polymerase I transcription; DNA-templated transcription. The transcript has 3 exons. Gene Ontology annotation, cellular component: RNA polymerase I complex. The record is from RefSeq and is a predicted model, not a curated record. The coding region runs from base 61 to 456 and encodes 131 amino acids.
UUUUCCUCAGUUCACGUGCGUUAUAAUUUUUGAUUGUGUCGUUGUUUCUUAUUGUAAUUUAUGUUUUCUCAAUCUAAAAUGGAAAGAAAUAAAACUACUGCUUGUUUUAUAAGCACGCCUGGUUUUUGCUCGGACUGUGGAUCAAUUCUGCCAUUGUUGGGCGAUACUGGAGGUGUAACAUGUUACGCUUGUAAAAGAAUUUGGGGCCCCGAAGCUUUUGGAGAUUUGGCAAUGUCGUAUACAAUUCAUUUCAACACAAAAAAUGUUUAUGGUUCCACGAAACAAAAGGAUAACAAGAAGGAAGAAGCAGAGGGUCCAAUUGUUGAAAGAAAAUGCCCUCAAUGCCAAAAUGAUAAAAUGUCAUAUGCUACUUUACAAUUGAGGUCUGCGGAUGAAGGACAAACAGUUUUUUAUACAUGUACUAAGUGCAAAUUCAAAGAAACAGAGAAUUCAUAACACGUAUUCAUUUAUUGCAUUUCAAGCAUUAAAUAUACUACAACUUAGUCAACUGAUCCAGGAUGAUCUUCAAAACAUGAACACUCUGUGUUAAUAAAA